AUGAUAAGUGAACAUGAUAUUACUACUAUGAUAGAUCAGAAUAAUAAUAGCCACAAUGAAAUUGUCUUUUCUGUGGAAUAUCAACCAAAGAAUAAUGAAAUAAUUGAUUACUACUUUUAUCAGAUGCUAGAAAAAAGAGCUUUUCCACCAGAUGCUAAGGCAGCUUUAUCUCAUACAUCUUUUAGAAGAAAAUGGGAACUAGUUUGUAAGGACCAUAAUCCUGAAUCAUAUUCAAAAGCUAAAAGUGCUAAUCCAUUUGUAAAUUUAGAAAAAUGCUGUUGCCACUUGAGAACAAACUCUCUAAAUAUUAGAGAUUAUUAUAAAUUAGAAAAGUUAUUAAGACAAAAAGAUGUUUGUAAAGAAUUUUUGCAAAAAAAAUAUAAUGGACUGAGUUUGUUGUUAAAUAUUUUUAGCAUUGUUAUUUCCAAGAUAAAUGAUUCUGGAAAUACUACAUUCCAAUUUCUACUGAUUUUACUACAGAUCAUCAAAACAAUUCUAAACCAUGACUUAGGACAAAUGACCGUUGUGCAGUCAGAUAAAUUAAUCAAAAUUCUGUCUCAGCUCAUUUAUGGAUCAAAUUAUACAGUUUCAAUUAGAAUACGCUUGAUGAGCACAGAAAUUUUAUUAAUGGUGACUUAUUUAAAUGAUAAUAAUGGGCGUGAUAAAGUAGUUGAGUAUUUGGGCAGUUUUUAUUCUCACUGGUUUGAUGUAGUUUCACAAACUUUAGAGGCAAGCUUUGAAAAUUCAUUUGAUGAGGAUUCUUUAUUUUCUGAACAGCUUCCUGAAAACUAUGCAUUAGCAACAAUGUUUUUAAUAAUAUCAAUUGUCCAAGCAAGUAAAUCAUCACAGGAAAAAUACGACACAAUUCUUACUUUAGAAAAUAAUGAGUUUGGCAGUAAACUUUUGCCAAAAUUCCAAGAGUUGAACAGCGAAAAAUUGAACAAGGAAAUCACAAAGUUUAGAAAUUUAGAAGACUCUAUAUUGGCACAGUUUGAUCCAAAACUGACUACUUUUGAAAGUGUGCUUUCAUCAAAUAUGCGGAAAUUAAUACUAUUAUCAAGGAACGAUUUUUUAGAAUCCCCCGUCAACAACUGUUUGGAAACAUUAAUAGAUUUUUUGAGUAAUGCUUCUCUUUCAGAUUCAACAAAGCUUUUAAAGUUUUUGGAAACUGUUUUAAACUACUAUAAGAGCCAUUAUAAAGAUAUCGCGGAACCAGAAAAAAAUAAUCUUAUUCAAUUUUCUAUUAAUGAUUUAAUGGACAGUUUACAAUCAGACCAAAUAGCAAGCAGGGCAUUGAAUUCGUUAGAACUCUCAAAAUUAAAAAUUGAAGAGUUGAACAAGGAAGUCAAACAUUUAAAGGAAAUUAACAGCUUAUCUAAGGAUGAUCUAAUCAAGGACUUGGAAAACAAAAGCAUACAGUUGGAAACCUGUAAUUCCCAACUAAAGGAUUAUGAAAUAAAAGUAGAAAAAUUGAACGAACAACGAAGAAAACUACAGAAACAACUUGACAUGGAAAUAGUUCAUAAUAGUAAUAGUAAUAUUCAGCAAUUUUCUCCAGCCACGGAAACAAAAGUUACUUUAUUUGAUAAUUUGAAAAAACUAAACAACAGUAUGACGAAAAGUAGUAGAGUUUUGUCAUUGUCUUCUAUGGCUGCAUCAGAUAAUGAAAAUGAUUACACAUCCAGCUUCAAUAUUAAGAACUCUAACUUUUCUGCCGAUGACAUAAAUAACAGCGGUUUAGCAUUAAAAAAGUUUGUUACAAGUUCUCCGCUGAAAAAUAAAAAAAACGUUCCGACCAGCAAGUCCAUCUUAGGUGCUUCUAUAGAAAAUGCCAGUGGGCAAGGUUUGAUGUUUUCAUCAACUAUAAUUCCUUCUAGUUUCGACAAUAUAAAAUCUGAGAACACUGAUAUCUUGAAAAGAAAGGAACCGUUUUUAAUAGGGGAAUCUCCAAUAAAGUUACAAAGCAAGAGUUUUUUGUUCGGACCACCACCGGUACCAUCUUUUCUGGAAUCGGUAGAAUCUUUGCCUUCUCUGUCAGCUAUACCAAGUCCGCCUCCAUUACCGUCAUUGUUCAAAAACAAGGAGGGUUUGGUAAAAACUGUAUCACCUUCACUACCGCUUCCACCACCACUGCCACCAUUUUUAAAGGAUAAUACAUUAAAUAAAGGAUCAGGUUUGUCGCCGCCACCAUCACCACCACCACUACCGCCAUUUUUAGGGAACAGUGCAUUGAAUAAAGGAUCAGGUUCGUUACCAUUACCACCACCACUACCGUCAUUUUUAGAGAACAGUGCACCAAAUAAAGGAUCAGGUUUGUCGCCGCCACCACCACCACUACCGCCAUUUUUAGAGAAGAGUGGAUUGAAUAAAGGAUCAGGCUUGUUACCACCACCACCACCUCCUCCUCCUCCUCCCCCUCUUAAUUCUUCCUUAUCUCCAAAAGUUUUAAAAAUAAAUAAUGACAGUUCCCUCUCAAACAAAAAUUUAGAGACUCCUAAACCAGAAAUAAAACUAAAGCAAGUUCAUUGGGAUAGAUUGAGCUCAGUUGAUGGAACUUUAUGGGAUAACUCUGAAUAUAGGGUGGAAGUUGAUAAACAACUAGAAGAAUUGGGUAUUUAUGCUAAGGUGCUGCAUUUAUUCCAAAUUAAACCAUUCAACAGAACGAAUAAACACCAAGAAGGAGGGAACAGCAUUGGGAGAACUGAUAAAAGGGCUAAUAGUGAUAACUCUAAAAACAAAAAAGUAUUAAAAAAGACAUAUUUAACAAUGGAAUUGGCACAUGAGUUUGGCAUAAAUUUACACGUAUAUUCUUCUUUAACUGUUAAACAAUUUGUCACAAAAGUGCUACAAUGCGAUAAAGCUAUACUAGAAAAUCACAUUGUGCUAGAAUUUUUCACCAAGGAGGAUUUGUGUCAUGUGCCAAAAACUGCACUGAAGAGCUAUAAGGAUUACGAAGACGGAUUGAAAAGUCUGGAUGAACUUGAAAGAUGGGAUCAAAUAUACUACCAUUUAUGUUAUAAACUUAGACAUUAUUGGGAGAUACGUUCUAAAUGCCUAGUCAUUUUGACAAAUUUUGAAAAAGAUUAUUAUGAUAUUUUAUUCAAGUUGCAGAAAAUAGACGACGCCUUGAACCUAUUACAAAAUUCAAAACACAUGGAGAAGAUUUUCUAUAUCAUUAUAUCCAUAGGAAAUUUUAUGAAUUACAAAAAAACUGAUGGAUUUAGAUUAAGUUCAUUGAACAAACUUGGUUUUGUUAAAAGCAAUAGCAAUAAUCAAAUUUCUUUGCUUCAUUUUGUUGAGGAGAUAAUCAGGACGGCAUUUGAUGAUGAGCUAAGUGAAUACUUGAAUAAAUUAAAUAGGCUAGAAACCUUGGGUAAUUUAUCCAUUGAUUCUGUAGAAAUGGAAUGCAAGGACUUUUUUAAAAAAAUUAAAACUGUUUCCGAUAUUUUUGAGAAGGGUAAAUUUUCUGACACUUCUUUAUUAGGGGAAGGUGAUUUGGUUGUGGAAAAAUUGAUGCCAGAAGUAACGAGAGCCAAAAGAAAAUCAACUUUGUUAAGAAACCAGUACCAGUUGACAAUGGAUGACUUAUCAAAAACAAUGAAACUUUAUGGAGAAACCCCACAAAGUGAGGAAUCUAAAGCAGAGUUUUUCCAAACGUUUAUAAAUUUUAACGUUGAGUUAAAGAAAGUUCGCAAAGAUAAUUUGGAAAAAGAACAAGCCGAACGAAUGUAUAAGGAAAGACGAGAUUUGUUGUUAGAACGUAAGAAAAAAUAUGAGCAAGAACAAUCAAAGAUUAUUGAAAAUGAAACAAAAUAUGAGGAUAUUUUAAGAAACGGGCUUACUAAGCAAGUGAUAGAAAAACAAGAAGAAAAAGUGUAUGAAGAAUCACCUGCAGUGGUUGAUUUUUUAAUUCAUAAAUUGAAAAGCGUUCCUAAUGCUGAUGAACAUGGAAAUAAUGAAGAAAUUGUCGGUGAUGAUGAAAAGCAAGUUAAAGUUGUGAAAAAGGGGACUACAACUACUAAAAAUAGAUCAAAUUCUUUAUUAAACAGAACUCAAACAUUGAUAAAAGGUACUCAAAAUUUGUAA
Messenger RNA from Saccharomycodes ludwigii, 4086 nucleotides. RefSeq names its product formin BNR1 (gene BNR1). The record is from RefSeq and is a predicted model, not a curated record. Gene Ontology annotation, molecular function: small GTPase binding; actin binding. The coding region runs from base 1 to 4086 and encodes 1361 amino acids. The transcript has a single exon. Gene Ontology annotation, biological process: barbed-end actin filament capping; actin filament bundle assembly; mitotic actomyosin contractile ring assembly. Lineage: Eukaryota; Fungi; Ascomycota; Saccharomycetes; Saccharomycodales; Saccharomycodaceae. Gene Ontology annotation, cellular component: cell division site; mating projection tip; cellular bud neck.